Molecule: messenger RNA, 567 nt
Organism: Ylistrum balloti
Lineage: Eukaryota; Metazoa; Mollusca; Bivalvia; Pectinida; Pectinidae
Exons: 6
Coding region: 1-567 (188 amino acids)
Source: RefSeq, a predicted model, not a curated record
AUGAGAUUGUACUUUUUACGGAACGCUUACACUAGAAUGGUUGACGCAUGCGCUUGUCUUAUUUUUGCCUCAUUUCUGGGUCUGUUUGCAUCCGCCCAAGCUCAGGAUAUUCAUACGGGCACACAAACUUUGGUGUCGAACCUUGAUGACGUCAGCAAAAAGUUAGUAGAUGCGGUACGAGCGGUGCGGAGACUGAAGAAAUUCUUAAACGAUGAAGCACCUUCAUGUUUUGUUUCUGCUACGGAUUGUUCCAUGGGUUACAUAGAUCCUAUCGAGGGUUUCAUAGACGUGGUCAGUAACCCUAACAGUCCAGGAAAACGCUCAGUAAGAAGCGUGAAAGAUUUGUCCCCUUUACAGAAAAGAUACGUGGACGAUAUUGUCAAUAAAAGGGAGCUUAUCGGAAGAAUGCAGUCCACUCUCACGGAUAUUCUCAACGCUAUCCAUAAUGAAAGAAAACGAAGCUGCAAGUUGAAUUUGGGGUUCCACUGCCAAACAGAAGAGUAUUCCGCAAUAGCGGAUAUGUACAACUUCCUGCAGAGUGCCAUGAGCCCGGGCAAACGGAAAUAG